Messenger RNA from Linum trigynum, 7131 nucleotides. NCBI's taxonomy places the organism in Eukaryota, Viridiplantae, Streptophyta, Magnoliopsida, Malpighiales, Linaceae. The record is from the annotation of a GenBank genome assembly.
UCUAGAAUACUCCCCUCAACUCUUCGUCUCCCAUUUUCUUCUCCGCCUCCAACCCUAGGCUAGAAUCUAGCAAUCCGAUUGCUCCCGCUGCAUCGAAUCCCUAACAUAUCGGUCGCAUAUCUCAAUCUCCCAUCGAUUAUCCGCUUUCCUUCCCGAUGAUGAUAAUCAUUUCCCUUUCGAUCAUGGCUUGGCGCAUGCAAAGAGAAUUUCUCGCAGUGACAGCGAAGUCGAAUAGUCGAUUCGGCUGGAGAUUGAAGUUGGAGUAUAAAUACGAGGUGGGGUUUAUUUUUUUGUUCAUACUUCUCUCAAGUCUCAAUCUCAGUACUCUGUUUCUCAGUUCUCAGACUGACUUCUCAUCCUUUUACUGCUUGUUUGGUUUGUGGCUACUGGCCUUGUGCGUGCGACUGUGCGAGAAUCAUCUUCACAUCCAUUCCCACCCGUUGUUUGUGCCUCACUCUGUUUGUUCAAGGUAAAUAUCCACUUUCUUUGUUUCAAUUUUGAUCAUUGGUGUUGGUUAAUGAUUGAGGGAGUCGCUUGAUAUCCUACUAAUCCUUGUUCCUCUGUUUUUUCGGCAGGAACAAUGUCAACAGAGGGAGUUCAACCCACUCCACAAGAUAAUGACAAUAGUGCAAAUCCAGUUCUGUCUGCACCUACUGGAAAUGGGACUGUCACAAACCCAACUCCGCAGGCAGCAACUACAAAUGAGCAGAAUGGCAAUGCUGGGAAUGGUAAUGUUGUCGAGGAAAUACUCGACGUUGGUAAGCUUAAGAGUGUUGUUUGGUUACACUAUACCAAAGUUCGAAUUAAUGGAAUUGUCAAGGCUAAAUGCAAUUAUUGUAAGAAGCAAUUAGGUGGGGAAUCAAAUAAUGGUACUACCCACCUAAAGAAUCACACCAAAAUUUGUGUUCAGAAGAAAAUUAGGGAUGGUAGUCAAAAGAUUCUCGGCCCUCACUAUUUGGCUAAAGGAAAUCAAGACUUGGUUGCUACUGCUUUCAACUCUGAUUUUUCAAAAAGGGAGCUUGCAAUUGCUAUUACAAUGCAUGAAUAUCCUUUGUCGAUGGUUGAUCAUCUCUAUUUCAAGAGAUUUGUAUGCUCUCUUCAACCAUUGUUCACUGUUCCAUCGAGGAAUACUAUAAAGAAAGAGGUCUUUAAGAUCUAUGAUAUUGAAAGAGCUAAGAUUCAAAGUCUGUUUGAUAUCAACAGAGGUAGAAUUGCAAUAACUACUGAUUUGUGGACUGCCACCAAUCAAAAGAAGGGGUGCAUGACUGUUACAGCUCAUUAUAUUGACAAUUCGUGGGUGCUUAGGAUCCAUAUGCUAAGAUUUGCAUAUGUACCAGCACCUCAUACUGCUGAAAGGUUGGGGACAGUGUUGGUUAACUGUUUGCUCGACUGGAAUGUCGAUAGUAAGGUAUCCACCAUUACCCUAGACAAUUGUAGCACUAAUGACUCUAUGAUUCGUGUCAUACAGUCAAAAUUAGUGUUACCUGACUUGAUAAGUGAUGGUGCUUUGAUACAUAUGAGGUGUGCUGCUCACAUCUUGAAUUUGAUUGUGAAAGAUGGUCUGGAUGUUGUUAAAGAGGGAAUUGAUAACAUUAGGAGCAGUGUUGUUUACUGGUCUGCUACCCCUAAAAGGCUAGAGUUCUUCCUUGAAAUUGCAAAGCAGUUAAAAUUCACUUCUGAGAAACGACUUGUUAUGGAUUGCCCUACUCGGUGGAACUCCACCUUUAAAAUGCUAUCUGUUGCUAUUCCUUACAAGGAGGUUUUCACUAGACUGAAGCAACGUGAUGCUCAAUAUAAUUUCUUGCCAUCGAAUGAGCAGUGGCAAUUUGCUGCACUUGUUUGUGAGAAACUUAAAGUUUUUAGCUCUAUCUCUGAUUUGUUCUCUGGAUCGAAGUAUCCAACGACUAAUCUGUUCUUCCCUCGUAUUUGUGACUUGAAACUCAAGGUUCAUGAGUGGUGUGUUGAUACCAAUGAAGUGAUUCAAAAGAUGGGUUAUUCUAUGCUGGAAAAAUUCAGCAAGUACUGGGACGAGAUUCACAAAGUCCUUGCUAUUGCUGUGAUUCUAGAUCCACGGUAUAAGUUGGAAAUUGUUGACUACUAUGCUGAAAAAUUUGGUGUUGAAUUUGAUGGCUAUUGUUUGGAAUCUGUUAAGGACAUAUUAUCUGAUCUGGUAUUGGAGUACCAAAGUAAAAUGAAUGAGGAGAGGAAUCUGAAUGUUUCUGGGUAUGUUGGAGUUGAGUCCUCUGCUCCUAGCACCACUGAUUUCGACUUUGAUCGAUUUGUGAGCCAAAGAAAAAGGGCAAGAGUUGCUUCUGUCCAUACUGAGUUGGACAGUUACCUCAAUGAGGAAAUUCUCCCUCGUUCUGCUGAGUUUAAUAUUUUAAUGUGGUGGAAGCAUAAUGGUCCAAAAUAUCCCACUUUGCAAGCCAUAGCAAGGGAUGUUUUGGCUGUUCCUGUUACCUCUGUUGCAUCUGAGUGUGCAUUUAGCUCUGGAGGUCGUGUUUAUACCCUCAUAGGAGCAGGUUGCACCAUGCUACUGUGGAAACACUUGUGUGCACAAGAAGUUGGUUGCAAGCUGAGUUGGCUGGAGAUGAUGCUGCUACUGGAGCAGGAGUAUUGGAAGGAUGUUUCUCCCCUACAAGUGAAGCCAAUCUGGUCCAGCUCCAACCUGAUGCUGAAACUACUGAAGAGCAAGCCCCUCGUUUCAAGCUUCUUGAAGAUUAAUCAAGAUUUGUUUUGUUUGAGUUUUGUUGCCUUGGCUGCUGGGUGGAACCAAGGAAUGCAGAAUGCUGCAUUGUUGCUGCUGCUGGAAAGUGGAGUAUGGAGGCCUAAAGUGAAGUCUUUCUCAUGCUGUUGUGCUGCUGUUGCUAUCGAAGUUGUUCUCGAGGACGAGUAGUAGAGAUGUUUUGCACUUUUGCUAGUCAUUUAAACUUUUGUUUUGCUGAUACAAUGGUCUUGGUCAUUUUGGAUUUGAUGGUAUUUUAGGAUUGGAUGUUUUCUGUUGAAUGUUUUGUACUUUUGCUACUUCUCCAGUGCAUUCUGGUUUCUGGAUUUGACGUUAUGAAGUUCAUGUUUCAGCUUCACGUAAGAAUUUGGUUGUUGUUUUUUAACUAAUGAACUAGUCGGAUAGGUUUCGGGUCCCCGACAAACCCGACACCCGAAAACGGGCGGGCUUGGUUGCUCUUUUACAACCGAUAACAGUGUUCGGCCGGGGAUUCCCCGAACCCGAAGUUUCGGCGGGCGGGUGACGGAUCCAUAUAUAUCCGACCCCGAUCCGCCCGAUUGUCAUCCCUAACUAGAACACGUGACCUCAAGGACAAACCAGCUCUAAUACCAUGUCAAAAACCACUCGAUCCCGAUAACUCGAGCUGUUGGGAGAGGUUCAAUCGUGGAUAUAUACCAUUCACUAACAUAUUAGUUUCGUUUUGUUUUGAUAUGUUUUUGUGGCAAUUAGAGGGUCUAAGAUAGAGUCAGUAACCAUUGGUUACUGACAUGUCAGUAACUAAACCAAGACCGUAGAUCUAGGGGCGGAAUCAUCAUAUGGCUGGGCUGCACGCGGAGUGAGGAGGGGCAUUUUUGUCCAAUUUUUGAAAUUUAAUUUUUUUUCCCUUUUUUUUUCCAGCAUUUAUAUGUUGUCUUUUUAAUGAAGGAAAGAGAAAAACAGAUUGUCUCUUCCUCUCUCUUUCUCUCUUUCUCUCUUCCUCUCUCUCUUCCAAACUCCUUUUUCCAAAUCUAAAUCUUCUUUCUUCUCUUGUUCUUCACUUUUUUUCUCUCCAACAAUCGACGAAGAAAAAUUGCAGCCUCCCACCUCAAAUCCGGUGACGCUCCAAAUCCUUCUUCUCUCAAGCUCCUCCUUCAUUCUGUUUUUUCUUUUCUCGGCCUCAAAAUAGAUGACGCUCCAUAUUGUCAAAGAGGGGACAGAUCUAGGUGAGUCGAGUUUGCAUCUUUUGUGUUUUAGCAUGUGUUAGUGAAUUUUCAAUUCCGAUCUUCCUCCUCUUUUUUCUUUUCUUUUUGCAUUUGAUGUUCUUGAUUGCGGAGGAGUAAAUGAGAGGAGACAGAAGACGAGUUUUUUCUCUCUUCCUCGUCUGUUUUUCCCCUUGAGAAUAUAUAUUGAUAUUACCACACUAUACCAUAUGAUAAUGUGUGCUAACUAAAUGUAUUUUUAUAGUCACGGGUUUUAUCAUGGUGGUAGUGGGUGGUAAUCGACACCAGUUCCGAGAAAGAAGAGUUAGAAGACAAUGAAGUGAGAGAAGAAGGUCGUAAUUGUAUAUAUAUUAAGAUUACCACACUAUACCAUAUGGUAAUGUGUCUAUACCAUAUGGUAAUGUGUUGUAACAAAAUGUAUUUUUAUGAAUAUCAUGUUUUUACUAUGAUCGUAGAGGGUUGUAAUUAGAUUUAUAUUGUUUUACCUUCUCAUACCAUGUGGUAUUAUAUGGUAAUUAUAAUAAAUUUGUGGUCCUUCGAUUUACCAUGUUCUACUGUGGUGGUAUUGUAUGCUAGUUAGAUUUAUAAUUUUCUGUAGCGUGGUUUACCAAGUUAUACCAUGUGGUGGUAGUUGAUUUGUAAUUUUAUUUUAGCAUGUUAUACCAUAUGGUAUGGUAAUUAGAUUUGUAAAUUUAUAUAGCAUGUUUUACCACGUUAUACCAUGUGGUAUUGUAUGGUAGUUAGAUUUGUAAUUGUUUUCAACAUGUUUUACCACGUUUUACCAUGUGGUAUUGUAUGGUAGUUAGAUUUGCAAUUUUCUUCAACAUAUUUUACCACGUUUUACCAUGUGGUAUUGUAUGGUAGUUAGAUUUUUAAUUUUCUUCAACAUAUUUUACCAUGUUUUACCAUGAUAGUAGAAAGUGAUAAUCAUAUUUAUACUUGUAAUUAGUAACUUUAGCACUGAAUUAUUUAACAAAAAAAUCAUCAUUCAAUUUGAGUUGGAAUUAGAACAGAGAUAGCUAUGAUGGUUAGAUUCAUUUUUGUUGUAGAUGGGAGAGAGAAGAAAUAAUGUAUUUUUUCUUUUAAUAAUAAAAUAAAACAAAGAGUGAGAAAGAUGGGAACCAGUGUGGGGUGGGGGAGUGGCAAUUCGCGUCUGGUCAAAAAGUCAGCUUCAAAGCGUCAGCGUUACAUAGGGGGUGCAAUUUACCUUAGUGCCCUUCCGUGUUUAAUUUAAAUAAAUAAAAAAAGAAUGACACGUAAGGAUAGAUGAUUGGAUUACUGACAUUUACUGAUAGAAAGGAUACUGACAUGAUCUGAUCCCAAUAAGAGUAACAGACAAUACAAUAUAAAUUGACUCUUUCAGUGAAAUUUUUUUAAGUAACUUCUUUACUGUAAUCAAAAGCUACUUUUUGGGAUUGUAAACUGCAACCACAACCAUAACAAAAUUAUACUAAACUUAAACGAGGCAUUAGAGAUGAUUAAGAGGGUUGGAGGAGUUUGUCUAUAUAUGUCGUGGGGCCUAGAAGUUGCAAACUAGAUUGGAAUGAAUUUUAGGCUGAUUUGACGACAAUCAAAUAAAUUGUUGACACCUGUUCUUGAAUCGAGACAUGGUCUAAUUUUUUCAAGUACAAGAAAAUUGAAAUGAUCUCAAUAUUUUUUUAUUUUAAACGGAAUAAUUUCUUUGUAGCAUAUUUUGAAAUAAAUUUAUCUAUUAACUCUUCAAUUAUCAUAUUUUCCAGAAAAUCAUUUAUAAUUGUCACCAUAUAGCUAAUCCAUCUAUGUCAUUUUUUAACAAUCAAUAUACGCAUUUCUUGUAUAUAUACAAGAAAAUAUUGAUCAAUAGCUAGCACUAAUAUUUAUCAAUAUACAAAAGAAGAGCUUACUAGUGCUGAAGCAAGCCUACGAAAGAGGAACUUGAUUGCUACAAUGGCUCAUAUUAGUGCCACAUGGUUAUUUGAUCGUGGGUACGUAGUAUGUAAUAUAAAUGAGAGACUGUAAUCAACUUAUUGUUUACCCAUAAAAAUUAACCUUGUACCACAUCGGUUAAAAAUAAGGAAUUAAAUGGCUUUAUGAGGCCAACUUAAUCAUAUCAGUUUAAAUCAGUUGAGUGGGCCAUGAGGAUUGGGUUUUUGAGCCCAUUACUCCGUGCCACCACGUGCGCCAUGCAUAUCCAAAUUUGAUUAAGUAUGGGAGCCACCCCCAUGACACGCAGAGGGGGGUGGGCAUCAUACCACCACCCCCCAGGACGUGGCAAGGGGGUGGACAUCAUACCGCCACCCCAUGACAUGGUGAUGGGGGUGAUUGUCGAAUUUGGCUAAGGCAAGGAGUAUGAGAGCCACCCCAGGACAUGCCAUGAUGGCAAGGAGAACCCCCCAUGUGGUAUGGUCAAGGGGUCACCAGCAUACGCCCCCAUGGUAUGGCCAAGGGGCGUGGUCAACAUCGCCCCCAUGAGGUUGCCAGGGGGGGCUACCAAGACAUCACCCUCGUGAUCUGGUCAAGGGGGGUCAGGUGGGCACGUGAUCUCCCUACUCCUGUAAUGGUGAAGUAUUUUUGCCAUUUUUGACUCAAGUGAUUCUGCCAUUUUUGACUCAAGUGAUUCGAGUACCCACCCAUAUGUGGCAUGUGGUGUGCUUUCAUGCCUUAGCCAUUUUUUCUCUAUAGACAAGCAAAGCUACGGAGGGGAUACCAAGAGCAUGGAGUGAGGUCUCAAGAGGAGAGGCCAAGAUUGGUCUCCAUCCAACGUUAAGGUAACCGUCGAAGCAGUUGAGAGGGUAACCGCCACUCCACGUCACCAGAGCAGUUUCUUGGGGCAGUUACUUCUGGUGGCUAUAAAUAGGAGGUGAAGAUGACAGAGAAGGGGUUCGCCAAAAUCACAACUCGACACCACUUGUCAAGUUUUAUCUUUUUAUCUUUUCCUCUGCAUAUUUUAGCCAUAGUCGUAGUUUUUGGAGCUCUCACUGAACCUCCAUAGGAGUAGGGCUAAUUUAAUGUAGAUUUGCCUCGUAGCUCAUCAAAACAUUGAACACUCUUGUUUGAACUUUGUUCAAAGAGGUGUGAACUGUGUUGUUUGAUCGUUUGUUUGGAAGUCAAAGGUGCAAAAUCCAAUUCUGUUCAUCUAGUUUUUCUCGCCGGGAAAACACUUAUAUAACACUGGCUCAAUCGGUUCUGAGGAAGUUUUUAAUUAAUUAAUACAAACUUGGAUUACUA